AAUUCGUCUAUGUGGCCAUCUUUGACGAAUGGUGUUCGAAACAAGUGUGGCGAAAACGCGUGUGUGCUUUGAAAAUCGCUGAAUUUUCACAGGUUUCCCGUCGCGGCCACUCCGGAUAAGUGUCGAACAAGGUGGUGUAGCCGAUUCCGGACCCGCGGGUGGUUUUUUAGUUGAGAACUGAUUUGUGGUUCGAGCAGAAUAUUGGUUGGAUAUAUUGGAGGAUUUUUUUUUUGUGCAGACCCGUCCCUUCGUCUUCUUUUAGGUUCUUUUGUUCCUCCGUUCCUCAUCGAGUCUUCAGUCAGAUUUAUCGGAUUUUUUGGGGACCCUCUGCAAGCAAUUGUCCCCAACGGAAGUGGUUUCAGUCGACCAGUUCCGUGACUUCCUAGUUGGAUAGAGUAGAAUCUUGAUUUGCGUUUGGAAUUUGGUGAUUUUCUCCGGUUCCAAAUUUUGAGACGAACGGAAAUCGACACAGGGUUGUCUCAGCGCCGCCCUAGAUCUGCAGUGAAUUUUUCUUUUUGAUUUUAUUGUUGCGUGUGUAAAAGAAUCAAACGGGCGCCAAGAAACGGCAAAAAUGGCUCAAGAAAGCGACUCCAACGAGGUUGCGACCAAGUUCUCCACAUUGAACGUGAAUGCAUUGGAAUUUGUGCCAGCCUAUGCUAGCGCCGUUUCGGCUGUCUCAGCAGCAGCUGCGGCUGUAGUUGGGCCAAAUUCGACAACCAAUGCCGCAGCCACUAGCAGCUCACCGGGAACCACUUCACCCGGUGGAACCGCCACAUCGACCGGACAGGGAUCCUCCGGGGGUGCUGGGACGCCUACAUCGGCAGCAGCCACGCCAACGCCUCCGUCCAGCAGUGCUGCACCGGUUCCGAUGGACACCAAAGGGGAUGAGGAAGCCAAAACCCCCGAAAACAAUGAAAGUGAACCACUGGACAGUUGGGACGCCGAGGACGAUUCGAUACUGACGCCCGAGGAUGAGGAAAUGGAAUUGGACGACGGUGAGGGGGACGGCGAAAGUGUUCCAAAGGUAUCCAAAAAGAAACCCCCAAAGGUAGAGGAAAACAAGAGCAAGAAAGAGCAUGUGAAUGUAGUAUUUAUUGGACACGUAGAUGCCGGCAAAUCCACGAUUGGUGGUCAGAUUAUGUCACUCACAGGCAUGGUGGACAAGCGAACGUUGGAAAAGUACGAACGAGAGGCACGUGAAAAGUCCCGAGAAAGCUGGUACUUGUCGUGGGCGCUGGACACAAAUCAGGAAGAACGAGACAAAGGCAAAACGGUGGAAGUGGGCCGCGCCUAUUUUGAGACUGAAAAGAAACAUUUCACCAUCCUAGAUGCACCGGGGCACAAGAGCUUCGUACCGAACAUGAUCGGUGGCGCGGCGCAGGCCGAUUUGGCAGUGCUUGUCAUUUCGGCGCGAAAGGGCGAAUUCGAAACCGGCUUCGACCGGGGAGGACAAACGCGGGAACACGCCAUGUUAGCAAAGACGGCCGGUGUCAAGCAUUUGGUGGUACUUGUCAACAAAAUGGAUGAUCCAACGGUGAACUGGGACCUGGAUCGGUACAACGAAUGCAAAGACAAAAUUCUACCAUACCUCAAAAAGCUGGGCUUCAAUCCGGCCAAGGAUCUGACGUUCAUGCCUGUAUCGGGUCUCACCGGCAUGGGACUGCGGGAACAAAUUGACGAAUCGAUCUGCCCCUGGUACCGAGGGUCGGCCUUUAUUCCCUUCAUUGACGAGCUGCCUUCGCUGAACCGAAAGACCGACGGUCCGUUCAUCAUGCCAAUCGUGGACAAGUACAAGGACAUGGGCACGGUGUUGAUGGGCAAGGUGGAGUCCGGUCUUGCGAAGAAGGGCACAAAUCUCCUCGUGAUGCCUAAUAGAACACAAGUUUCUGUUGAUCAGCUGUGGUCGGACGACGAGGAAGUUACCGCUGUGGGGCCUGGCGAAAAUGUUAAAAUCAAAGUGAAAGGUAUUGAAGAGGAAGAUGUUUCCCCCGGUUUCGUGCUGUGCGACGCUUCCAAUCCGAUCAAGACCGGCAAGGUAUUCGAUGCGCAAGUAGUUAUCCUAGAACACAAAUCCAUCAUCUGCGCGGGCUACUCGGCGGUGAUGCACAUACACUGUGCGGCGGAGGAAGUGACGGUUAAGGCACUCAUAUGUUUAGUCGAUAAGAAAACGGGCGAAAAGUCAAAAACUCGACCACGUUUCGUGAAACAGGAUCAGGUAGCCAUUAUGCGAAUUGAGUGCUCCGGCAUGAUCUGUCUCGAGCAAUUUAAACUAUUCCCCCAGAUGGGACGUUUCACGUUGCGAGAUGAAAACAAAACUAUUGCCAUCGGUAAGGUUCUAAAGGUUAUUGAGUAAGUUGAUGGAAGUGGUCGACCAGUGAUGCCGUAACGCAAAUCCACAAAAAUCAGAAACAACAACCAUUAGCAGCAAGUAACAUCAUCAACAACGCUAUAUCUCAUCCUCUGCCGUAAGAAACGGGGUCCCCGUCGGAACAAAAACUACACCGGAGAAGUAGCAGUAUGUUAGUAGGUAAAGUAGUAGCAGCAGCAGCAUGAGCAUGUGAGGAACAAUGAUAUAAAAUCCCAUUCAGACGACAGACAACAGCUCUCGGAUGUGUGCAGCAGCAGAAGAAAAAAAAUGUAUGAACUCUAAGAAGAAGCAUGGGUUACGGUACACGUCCCCAUCUUUGUUAUGUUUGUUUGUUUUCCUAAUUCUAUUGAAAGUGCUUGAGAAGCCGACGAGGAAUCGGCCGAUGAUCUGAGAUUAUCGGUUUUAAUUUUAUGGAAGGAAAGGAUUAAAACCACGGGAAAAUUUCACCUACAAUUUCUUCAAGUAUGAAUACAACAGUAGUUUUCAUUUCGUUUGCAUUUUUCGCUUCUCGGAUUACACCUACGUGCAAAUAGGCUCACGACACUUGAUGCAGUUGUAAUUGGACAAAUGCUUAUGAUAACAAUCAUUUGUAAAGGAAAAUCUAAUUUAAACAAAAAUUUAUUAAAAACAAAUCGCGGAAGCGGAGGACUGAACUUAUAUACAAUAAGGAAAACUACACAGUAAACACAACAAAAAACAAACGAUGAUAAACGAGAUGAAACAAAAAAAAAAACAUGCGCAUCAGGAACAAUAAACUUAAUGAUAACGCGAUAUUGUAUAAAAGGAAGAAACAAAACAUUGAACCCGUUGGGCGUCGUCCUUAUACCGUUGAAAAAGACCGUAAGUGUACCAUUAGAAGAUAGAGACAGAAUUAGAGAGGUGGCCACGGGGGGUGGAUGGUUUCUCGCAAGUGUGAUAAGUUAUUCAGCAGGCUGAUCGUGCUGCUGGCGAAACAAAAGACUAGCAUGCAUACACGACACAAUUUUAUCAGCCACCACCCCUUCUCUCUGGCGUAUAUUAUUUUUGAUGAUUAGCUAAAAGUCUUCGUGAAAAGUAAAAUUUAACCGGUUAUUAAAUUUGGGUUCUUUUUUCUCCAUAAAACUGCUUAUGACGACAAAGUUCUGAACUUUUUUGAAUUCGAUUUGUAUUAAAUACUGAAAGCGUACUCGCAACUACACGAAAAAAGAAGGAUAAACCAAGCAUAAAUCAAAUCUUUGAAGGACUUUACCAAAAUGUUCUCAACCAACAAACCAAUACCGACCUCGGGGGGAGUGGAAAAUUUCGCUUGCAAAGUGGAAUACGCCUAAAAGAGAGGUCAUUAAAAAGUUUUACUUGAUUACGUUUCGUUUCCGAAUCGAUUGCAUGCGCAACUGUUGACUAUUGCGAACCACGUAUGCAUGAAUUUAAGGUGUUGACACGAUUGAGCCGUAAAAAGAAAAAAAAUCGUAAGCAUGUGAAGUUAAAAUUGAUAAAAAGAAUAACUAAGUUCGGCGCUCGAUGGUUUGACCAGAAGUUGCUAGAAGAGAGAUUCGUUAAAUAGCGUAUGAAUGCGGCGGAGACGAUUACCAGGAGAGGAGGAGGAAAGAAAAUCGGAAAUUAUAAACAAAAAAAACACAGAAAAUUGUAUUUACUUUAGGGCUAAUUCGCUACUAUUGCUACAUUUACCAUUUAAACACAAACAAAAUACACCAUUGAAUACACUCACAAAGCGAGGGCAAACAUACCGUAAUGCAGGCGUAUCAGAAACAAAAACAACAAAGCGCAAUAAAAGAAAGGAUUAUGUUGAACUGGGGGGAAAACAGUACUAAUCCUCAAAGAACUUGUAUCAGAUGGAAUAGGAAAAAUAACAAAAUUAAAAAUAAUGUUGUUUAACAAGUGGCGAUAUCGGGGAGAAGUAACACUAGCGCAAACAGCAGCUGCUACAAGCAAAUAAAAAUAGAAGAACGAAAGCAGAACGGGAAAGAGAUAAAAAAAAAACAACACACUAUUCUACAUUUAAUCAAAAAAAAAAAAAAAAACAACAACAA
Uranotaenia lowii is the source of this 4395-nucleotide messenger RNA. It is a transcript of the gene eRF3, whose product is annotated as eukaryotic peptide chain release factor GTP-binding subunit ERF3A. NCBI's taxonomy places the organism in Eukaryota, Metazoa, Arthropoda, Insecta, Diptera, Culicidae. Gene Ontology annotation, biological process: translation; nuclear-transcribed mRNA catabolic process, deadenylation-dependent decay; translational termination. The record is from RefSeq and is a predicted model, not a curated record. Bases 572 to 2353 code for a protein of 593 amino acids. The transcript is spliced from 9 exons. Gene Ontology annotation, cellular component: translation release factor complex. Gene Ontology annotation, molecular function: GTP binding; translation release factor activity; GTPase activity.